This is a messenger RNA of Macadamia integrifolia, 858 nucleotides long. RefSeq lists its product as uncharacterized. NCBI's taxonomy places the organism in Eukaryota, Viridiplantae, Streptophyta, Magnoliopsida, Proteales, Proteaceae. The coding region runs from base 75 to 572 and encodes 165 amino acids. The record is from RefSeq and is a predicted model, not a curated record. The transcript is spliced from 2 exons.
AAGAGUGUUGGACUACACGGUCUUGUUCAGUUCUGGAGACGCUAAAGCUGAAUUUGAUAGCUUAGAGGAGAGAAAUGGCGAAUUUUCGUAGAAUUAUCUCUGCAACUACUCUAACCCUUUCUCUGAUUUCUCUGUUAUCGACAAUCAAUCUCUCUCUUGCUGUUCCAGAUGAUGUCUUCGAUCUCCUUCCUGAAUUCGGUCUUCCAAAGGGCCUCAUUCCGAACGCCGUGAAAUCCUUCUCGAUUACCGAUGAUGGAGAAUUCGAGGUGGAGCUUGAUCGCACCUGCUAUGUUCAGUUCAAUGAACUCGUGUAUUACGAUAAGAAGAUCACUGGAAGAUUGAGCUACGGUGCUGUUUCUGAUGUUACCGGUAUUCAGGCUAAGAAAUUUUUCGUCUGGGUUCCUGUUACCGGAAUCAAAGCCAAACCCAACUCGGAUUUAAUUGAAUUCUAUGUUGGGAUUUUGUCGGAGGAGUUCCCAGCUGAGCAGUUUCAGACUAUUCCCGUUUGUAAGAGCAAAGCGUAUGCGAAUCCACUGGAGACAGUACUAGAAUCUUAUGUUUCAGAGGUGUAAAUCAGUGAUACAUCCCUUCAUGGUAUAGCAAUAUCUAUUUGGACCUCUUAGGCUGGAUACUGGAUUGUGGAGGAUCGGCAUAUAAAGCUUCUUAAUAUGUUUAAUAAAUGUGAGCUUUGUCUGUUGUAGUUAUGAACUCUUAUGUCACUACGGGGAUUUGGUUUAUCUGCCAAUAAGUAUGCUUCAAAAAUGAUGUAUGUAUGUGAAUUCUGUUUGUAUACUAAAUCAUGUCAGUGAAGAAUUGUCAAAGGAUAUGACCUUUUAGUGGUUUCAUAUCUUAUGCACA